Echinostoma caproni is the source of this 1368-nucleotide messenger RNA. NCBI's taxonomy places the organism in Eukaryota, Metazoa, Platyhelminthes, Trematoda, Plagiorchiida, Echinostomatidae. The record is from the annotation of a GenBank genome assembly.
AUGUCAUCCAAUCGACUGACUGGAAAACUAUCCAACGUUGCACCUACCACAAUUAUCACAUCGUCAGUCAAACAACCAACCUCAGACGGGAAUCGCGAUCCAGUUUGGAUCCAUGGAACUCACACGAACCACACCCAGCCUCCAGAAUCCUCUUCCAGUCAUCCUUGGAUUCGACAGCAACAUUUCGAUGGCACAAAAUCAGACAGGGAUCAGUAUCCAAACGAAAUUGAGAUUACUUCUCCCGGUCGGCUCGGCUCGGCUGGUCCUCCUGAGCGUCGUGUUGCUCAAUCCGGUAAAGGUGUUGUCUCCCUGGCUUUGAAAACCAAGCGUUCGAAUGAGCCGAAUUCGACGCAUCCAACAACAACACCUCAGGCCAGCAUUCACAUUUUGCGCGGUCUCGCUCGCAGUCCCCCGCGAACGGGUGUCCCAGCUGCUGGUUCACGGCACUUUGGUGAAGUGCAUCUGGAAUCAUCAAUUCUAACCUCGAACUCCCCGACAAAUGGCUCCGAAUCCACCCCAAUCGCUUCACAUCGAAAUUUCAGACCGAUGCUGGAUAGUCACGAUGACGAUUCGAUUGAAUUCGACAGUCCUGAUGGAUCAUUGCUCAUCCCGUUUAAUCCGUCCAAUCACAUCACAUCGCCUAGUUUGGUCUCGUUGCCAGGAAGUACCCUGCUCCCUUCGGGAUCUCCGCCGACCGAUUGGUCCGUUUCCUCGCCCAGUGGUUUAUCCGUUUCUGGGCUGAUUCUGAAUUGUCAAUUAACCUCUGAGUCAGAAAAUCAACAUAUGAUGCCCACGAAUCGGUCUGAUUUACCACGAGCUAGAAUCAGUCCAUCGGGAGAAACAGACGUUUCUUCCUCCCCUACUGGCCUACGUAUCUCAAAUCUGGAUCGACCUAUGGGAGGACAACCAACGUCCACUGUGCUACGUGAGCUUCCCGAUCCUAAUGUCAUUGUAACUGGUGCUAGUACAACACUGACUUCCUCGACAUCGCCGAACCAAUCGUCAUGGUCCCGUUUGAAGGCCGAUCGUGCGUUAAAAGUUACACCUAGUACGGAACAACCGGCCACCAACCAGCGAACUCGUCAGUCGACCGGAUCACCACCAGAGGUGACUGGAACACGACGAAAUGUUUGGUCUCGGUUAGGCACCUCGUCCGCUUUGGUCGGUCGUGUUCGCGUCCAGCCGGCUCUUGUGCAGCAACCUCCCAUGCGACCAACGUAUCCGUUCGGUCGGGAUUGUCGUUUCGUAUUCCGUAUGCCAGUGGACAGUGAAGAAGAGGAAGAAGACACGUACAAUCGCACUACACCAGCGAACAGCACAGCAAUGCUGGCCAGUUGUCGUCGUGAGCAGCGUGCAUUGUGGAUCAAA